Messenger RNA from Ochotona curzoniae (black-lipped pika), 787 nucleotides. Its product is annotated as receptor activity-modifying protein 2-like. Lineage: Eukaryota; Metazoa; Chordata; Mammalia; Lagomorpha; Ochotonidae. Gene Ontology annotation, biological process: receptor internalization; angiogenesis; protein localization to plasma membrane. Bases 1 to 591 code for a protein of 196 amino acids. Gene Ontology annotation, molecular function: coreceptor activity. The record is from RefSeq and is a predicted model, not a curated record. The transcript has 4 exons. Gene Ontology annotation, cellular component: signaling receptor complex; cell surface; membrane.
AUGGCCUCGCUCCGGCCGGAGCGCGCCGCUGGCGGUCCUCGGCUGCCGAUGGCCCGCGCCGGGGGGCCGGUCGCGCUCCGCCUCCUCCUGCUUCUGCUGGGCGGCUCCGUUGCCCACAUCACUGCCACUGCCUCCUCCACUCCCAAGUCUCCCACAGCUCUCCUGAAGCCCCAGGAGUCGCUGGCCCAGUCUCUUCCCACCCCGGACAGCUUGGAGUUUGAAGGGAACACAGUGGAGGUGAACUAUGAAUCAAUGGUGGUAUACUGUUGGAACUCGUACAAGAACCAAAUGGACACUAUUGAAAAAGAUUGGUGCAACUGGGCUGUAAUCAGCAGACCAUACAGUGAUCUGCAAGAAUGCUUGGAACACAGCGCAGAGAUCUUCAGCCUGGGCUUUCCCAACCCCUUGGCGGAGAGGGUCAUCAUGGAUACGCAUCAGAUCCACUUUGCCAACUGCUCGCUGGUGCAGCCCACCUUCUCUGACCCUCCUGAGGAUGUGCUAUUGGCCAUGAUCAUUGCCCCCAUCUGCCUCAUCCCCUUCCUGGUCACGCUGGUGGUGUGGAGGAGUAAGGACAGCGAGGCCCAGGCCUAGGGUGAUACAGUCCCAGGACGACACAGGCCCAGGGCGACACAGGCUUCUCAACAGCCGGCUGACCCUCCUCCCUGGCCCACAGUAAUCCUCUCUCUCCCCUCCCUGCUCCCUUUUCUCACUCCUGACCCUAUCCACGGCAAUGGAAGUGGAAGGUGGGUCUGGGUUCUGAAAUCUUCUAAAUAAAGACAUUUUUUGG